Molecule: messenger RNA, 1212 nt
Organism: Fulmarus glacialis (Northern fulmar)
Lineage: Eukaryota; Metazoa; Chordata; Aves; Procellariiformes; Procellariidae
Product: AT-rich interactive domain-containing protein 4B-like
Exons: 1
Biological process (GO): regulation of transcription by RNA polymerase II
Cellular component (GO): nucleus
Molecular function (GO): transcription cis-regulatory region binding
Source: RefSeq, a predicted model, not a curated record
CUUCUGAAAGUUCUGAUGAUAGUGAGCAGGAAGAUGACCAAAGUGCCCCGAAUGUACAUGCUGAUGGCAAAGAGGAAUCUCAACAUGAAGCUGUAAGCCAAGAUAAAAAUGAACUCUGUCUAAAAGAAGAACAGAGUGGUUCAUCCCUUCCAGAAGAAACUAAAACUCUGACAGAUGUAGUAGUGCCCAAGUCGGGAUCCAAGUCUCCUGAAAGAUUGCGAAAAGAGAUGGAAGAGUUGUCUGAAGAUACUGACUCUGAUGGAGAAGAUGAAGCCGCAAAGAAGAGGAAGGAUGUAAAAAAGGAGGUAGUGGAUAAAACAGCAAAACCACAGGUAAAACGUGGUAAACGAAGAUACUGUGUUGCAGAGGAAUCUUUAAAGACUGUGUCACCUAAUAGAAAGGAUGAGAAGUCCAAAAACAAAGACUCCCUUAGUUUAGAAAACAGCAGUAACAGCUCCUCGGAUGAAGAUGAGGAAGACAAAUCCAAACCGAAAAUCACUCCAACUAAAAAGUACAAUGGACUAGAGGAGAAAAGGAAGUCUUUACGGACAAGUACUUUCUACUCAGGAUUUUCUGAAGUGGGAGAGAAAAGAAUAAAGCUUCUAAAUAACUCUGAUGAAAGACUUCAGAACACCAGAGCGAAGGAUCGAAAAGAUGUCUGGUCAAGUAUUCAGGGACAAUGGCCGAAGAAAACGCUGAAGGAGCUGUUCUCGGACUCUGACACUGAAGCUGCUGCCUCCCCUCCACACGUUGCUCCUGAGGACGCUGCAGCAGAGGAGCAGCUUCAGACUCUUGCAGAAGAAGACAUUUCUUUGCCUAGCUCUGAACUUGAAAAAUCUUUGCCAGCUAGUGUGGACGUUAAACCUGUUGAGGAGAAACCGACUGAAGUGGGUGAAAAGAAAGUUGAAUUUCCAAGCAGUGGCAGUAAUUCAGUGCUAAAUACUCCUCCUACGACUCCUGAAUCGCCUUCAUCUGUAACUGUAACGGAGUCCAGUAGACACCAGUCCAGUGUCACUGUCUCCGAGAUGCUGCCACCAAAUCAAGAAGAGAUACGAAGCAUUAAAAGUGAAACAGAUAGCACAAUAGAGGUGGACAGUGUUGCAGGGGAGCUGCAAGACCUCCAGUCUGAGGGAAAUAUUUCUCCAACAGGUUUUGAUGCCAGCGUCAGCUCCAGUAGUAGUAAUCAACCAGAGCCAGAGCAUACUGAAAAAG